Molecule: messenger RNA, 3037 nt
Organism: Homo sapiens (human)
Lineage: Eukaryota; Metazoa; Chordata; Mammalia; Primates; Hominidae
Gene: SGSM3
Product: small G protein signaling modulator 3
Exons: 22
Coding region: 207-2507 (766 amino acids)
Biological process (GO): positive regulation of protein catabolic process
Cellular component (GO): gap junction; cytoplasm
Source: RefSeq, marked validated
ACGCGUGCGCUUAGGCGCCGCUGAGCGCUGACUGGGUGCGAGUGGGGAAGCUGCUAACCCGACCCGGAUUGGCGCUGAGGUGGCCCGUGGGGCAGGGCAGAUGAUUCUGGACCAGAUGAAGCCUGAGGAGCCUUCCAGCUCUAAGAUAGCAGGAUAGGAGACUUCUAAGAUUGGAGCUGCAGAAGACUUGCCAGCCCACCAGCACAAUGUCAGGAAGCCAUACACCUGCCUGUGGCCCUUUCUCAGCCCUGACUCCGAGCAUAUGGCCCCAGGAGAUCUUGGCCAAGUACACGCAGAAGGAAGAGUCAGCAGAGCAACCAGAGUUCUACUACGAUGAGUUUGGUUUCCGUGUGUACAAGGAAGAAGGUGAUGAGCCUGGCUCCAGUCUGCUGGCGAACUCCCCUCUGAUGGAGGAUGCUCCACAGAGGCUGCGGUGGCAGGCCCACCUGGAGUUCACCCAUAACCACGAUGUGGGGGAUCUCACCUGGGACAAGAUUGCCGUCUCCCUACCCCGCUCUGAGAAGCUCCGCUCCCUGGUGCUGGCCGGCAUCCCACAUGGCAUGAGGCCACAGCUGUGGAUGCGGCUCUCUGGGGCCCUGCAGAAGAAGAGGAACUCUGAGCUGUCCUACCGCGAGAUUGUGAAGAACAGCUCCAACGAUGAGACCAUCGCUGCCAAGCAGAUCGAGAAGGACCUGCUCCGCACCAUGCCCAGCAACGCCUGCUUCGCCAGCAUGGGUAGCAUCGGGGUGCCCCGCCUGCGCAGGGUGCUCCGGGCCCUGGCCUGGCUCUACCCAGAGAUCGGCUACUGCCAGGGCACCGGCAUGGUGGCCGCCUGCCUCCUGCUGUUCCUGGAGGAGGAGGACGCCUUCUGGAUGAUGUCUGCCAUCAUCGAGGACCUGCUCCCCGCCUCCUACUUCAGCACCACCCUGCUGGGUGUCCAGACUGACCAGCGGGUCCUGCGCCACCUCAUUGUCCAGUACCUGCCUCGCCUGGACAAGCUGCUCCAGGAGCAUGACAUUGAGCUGUCCCUGAUCACACUGCACUGGUUCCUCACGGCCUUCGCCAGCGUGGUGGACAUCAAGCUGCUCCUGCGCAUCUGGGACCUGUUUUUCUACGAGGGCUCCCGGGUGCUGUUCCAGCUCACGCUGGGCAUGCUGCACCUCAAGGAGGAAGAGCUGAUCCAGUCAGAGAACUCGGCCUCCAUCUUCAACACGCUAUCGGAUAUCCCGUCGCAGAUGGAGGACGCGGAGCUGCUUCUGGGGGUGGCCAUGCGGCUGGCCGGCUCCCUCACCGAUGUGGCCGUGGAGACUCAGCGCCGCAAGCACCUGGCCUAUCUCAUUGCAGACCAGGGCCAGCUCCUGGGGGCCGGCACCCUCACCAACCUCUCUCAGGUUGUUCGCCGCAGGACCCAGCGGAGGAAGUCCACCAUCACUGCUCUGCUCUUCGGGGAGGAUGACCUGGAGGCACUCAAGGCCAAGAACAUCAAGCAGACGGAACUGGUGGCUGACCUCCGGGAAGCCAUCCUGCGCGUGGCACGCCACUUCCAGUGCACAGACCCCAAAAACUGCAGCGUGGAGCUGACUCCAGACUAUAGCAUGGAGAGCCACCAGCGGGACCACGAGAACUACGUGGCGUGCUCACGCAGCCACCGGCGCCGAGCCAAGGCCCUGCUGGACUUUGAGCGGCACGACGACGACGAGCUGGGCUUCCGCAAGAACGACAUCAUCACAAUCGUGUCUCAGAAGGACGAGCACUGCUGGGUGGGGGAGCUCAACGGCCUGCGAGGCUGGUUUCCAGCCAAGUUCGUGGAAGUCCUGGAUGAGCGCAGCAAAGAGUACUCCAUCGCGGGGGAUGACUCGGUGACGGAGGGGGUCACAGACCUCGUGCGAGGGACCCUCUGCCCGGCCCUUAAGGCCCUGUUCGAACAUGGACUGAAGAAGCCAUCCCUGCUUGGGGGCGCCUGCCACCCCUGGCUGUUUAUCGAGGAGGCUGCAGGCCGGGAGGUCGAGAGAGACUUUGCCUCCGUGUAUUCCCGUCUGGUGCUCUGUAAGACCUUCAGGUUGGAUGAAGAUGGCAAAGUCCUGACCCCGGAGGAGCUGCUCUACCGGGCUGUGCAGUCUGUGAACGUGACCCACGAUGCAGUGCAUGCACAAAUGGAUGUGAAGCUCCGCUCACUGAUCUGCGUGGGGCUCAACCAGAAGGGCCUGGAGCUGCCCCUGCUCCCCACUCCUGGCCAUGUCCCCAGUGAGCAGGUGCUGCACCUGUGGCUGGAGGUGCUCUGCUCCAGCCUGCCCACCGUGGAGAAGUGGUACCAGCCCUGGUCCUUCCUGCGCAGCCCGGGCUGGGUCCAGAUCAAGUGUGAGCUCCGAGUCCUCUGCUGCUUUGCCUUCAGCCUCUCCCAGGACUGGGAGCUCCCUGCGAAGAGAGAGGCGCAGCAGCCCCUGAAGGAGGGCGUCCGGGACAUGCUGGUGAAGCACCACCUCUUCAGCUGGGAUGUGGACGGGUGACCCCCUCCUCCCCAGCCCAACCUCGGGCCUGCGUCUGAGGUGGCCCAGGACCCCAAGCUGCAGAGCCCAGGGAAGAGCAGCUCCAGAGCCCUGGCCGGGGCCGCGGGAUAUCAAUAUCAGGCUGCCCCACUCCACGUUCCCCAGCACAUCCCAGGUGGUGGGAGCAGAGGGUACCCUGCCCCACCAGGGUCCUUAGGGAUGCUCUAGGCCAAACCACAGUUUGUACCAAAAACCUUGUGAGGAGGUGGGGGAGCCAUGUCUGUGCUCAGGAAGAGGGAAGGGGAUGGGGGUGGCUAGUAGGCUCCUGGCCUCUUUGGUUUAUAAAUAAACUGUGUCUGUCUUUGAGAAAGCACCUACCUGUCUUCUGUGCAGCUAGGGCUGCAGAGCUGUAUUCAGGUCCAAGGUUCUGCCCUUCCUUGAGUGGUCUAGAAGGCACUGCGUGGCCCCUCAGAUGCUGGGACACAACAGACCCGGGACCCAGCUGUGCUACCCACCCCUUCCAUGGACUGAAUAAGAUGGACUAACAGGCC